Messenger RNA from Trifolium pratense (red clover), 2609 nucleotides. Its product is annotated as LEAF RUST 10 DISEASE-RESISTANCE LOCUS RECEPTOR-LIKE PROTEIN KINASE-like 2.4. Bases 483 to 2438 code for a protein of 651 amino acids. The transcript has 3 exons. Gene Ontology annotation, biological process: protein phosphorylation. Lineage: Eukaryota; Viridiplantae; Streptophyta; Magnoliopsida; Fabales; Fabaceae. The record is from RefSeq and is a predicted model, not a curated record. Gene Ontology annotation, molecular function: protein kinase activity; ATP binding; polysaccharide binding.
GUCACUGACGUCAUUAUCAAUAAUAUUUUAUGUUUUUUAUUAUUUUCUCUUAUUCUUUCACCUAAAUACCUCAAAUUCAACACACAACUAAAAAUAUUAAUGAUUAAAGAUGUACAUUGACAAACGUAAAUGUGGUAGAUGAUUUAUUUUGGGACAGUAGUAAAAAAGAGCGUUUGAUGCACUUUCGACUAUGUUUCCUUAAGUCAACAAUGAUUAGAAUUUGAACAAAGUCAAUCUUAUCUAACUUGAUAGUAGUUUACAACACACGCCGGCUAAACUUCUGAGGUUAACCAAAUCAACCAUCUAUAAAUUGAAAUUUACUUUUUCAGAAAAUUCAGACAAAUUUUUGGUGAAAUUCUCUCAUCACUCUCCAAUACUCUCCAGUCCAGAAUGUAACCAUCCACUUGCAGGUCAAAUUGGUGUGUCUCAACUCUCUUAUCUCUUUAUCCAAUCCUCUCUCUCUGACUUUUAUCAAACACACAAUGAACCAAAAACAACCCUUCUUCUUUCUCUUCUCUUCUCCCCUGAUUUAUUCAUACAUCACCCUUUUCUAUUUUCUUACCAGAACCACUCUAUGCUAUUGCUAUGUAUAUCCAAAUUUUACAGCUUGUGAACCCAAAACAUGUGGCAACCAAACAAUAAGAUACCCUUUCUACAUCAAAGGAACACAAGAACCCUUUUGUGGUUACCCUGGUUUUGGUCUCUCUUGUAACAAUACUAUUGGUCUCCCAUUCCUCAAUCUUUCUAAUACCUUUUACCCAAUCCACCAAAUUUUCUAUCAAAGUCAAUCAUUAAGAGUGUCCAACAAUGCUGUGACAUAUAGUUCAGACACCAACAAAGGUUGUCUUUCACCUAACAAGAACCUUACUAUUCCAAAGGACAUCUUCUAUCUUGCUCCCAAUCAAAGUGAAGUGAGAUUGUUCUACGGAUGCGACUCAACAAAGCUACCCAGAACGCUGCAAAGGAACACAAUUGGUUGCUCUGCAGAAAAUGAAACGAGUUCGGUUGUGGCAUUAUAUGAGAAUGAUAAAAAUGCAAGCUUUGUGUCAAAGAAUUGCAGGGGUGAGGUGGUGAAUGCGACAGUGGAAAAUUAUGUGAAAGGAGGGAUUGAAGAGUCGCUGAGAAAUGGGUUUUGGUUGAAUUGGGUGGCUAGUGAUUGUACUGAGUGCUACAACAGUGGAGGGAGGUGUGGUUUUAAUUCACAUAUAUAUAGUUUCAGAUGUUACUGUACUGAUAGAGUUCAUGCUGCAAAAUGUGAUCCAGUCGUGAAGUCCCGAUCGGUGCAUGUGACAAUAGUGGCCUCAGUGGUUGGAGUUGCAUUUGCCUUGCUGAUUGUCUUAGUUUGUUGGUUUAGGAAAAAGAUCUUCCCUCCCACAUUUCUUAUAUUCAGGGAGGAGAAUCCAACCCAUCAAAUUAUUGAGAAGUUUUUGAAGGAGCAUGGACCUCUUCCAGCUACUAGGUACAGUUAUUCAGAUAUCAAGAAAAUAACAAAUUCUUUCAAACACAAACUAGGCCAGGGAGGGUAUGGAAGUGUAUACAAAGGAAAGUUACCCGAUGAACGCAUGGUUGCAGUGAAGAUUUUAAGUGAAUCAAAAGGUGAUGGUGAAGAUUUCAUAAAUGAAGUUGCGAGUAUCAGUAGAACUUCGCAUGUCAACAUUGUUAGACUUUUGGGGUUUUGUUUGGAUGGUUCUAAAAAGGCACUGAUAUACGAAUUCAUGCCUAAUGGAUCACUCGAGAAGUUCAUAUAUGAAGAGAAAGAUCCAUUAAAGAAUAAUCGCCAAUUGGAUUGCAAAACAUUAUAUGAUAUUACAGUUGGCGUUGCUCAAGGGUUAGAGUACUUGCACAAAGGUUGCAACACUAGAAUCUUACAUUUUGACAUAAAACCCCAUAAUAUAUUACUAGAUGAUGAUUUUUGUCCCAAAAUUUCAGACUUUGGACUUGCUAAAAUAUGUCCAAGAAAAGAAAGCAUUGUAUCCAUAUUUGGCAUGAGGGGAACACCAGGAUAUAUUGCUCCAGAAUUGUUCUCCAGAAAUUUUGGUGGGGUGUCACAUAAAUCAGAUGUUUAUAGUUAUGGAAUGAUGGUUUUAGAAAUGGUUGGUCAAAAAAAGAAUAUCAAAGUUGAAGUUGAUUGUUCUAGCGAGUUAUAUUUUCCACACUGGAUUUACAAGCAUCUUGAAUUGAAUCAGGAUCUUGGACUCAAGUGUAUUAAAAAUGAAAUUGAUGAAGAAAUGGUAAGAAAAAUGACAGUGGUGAGUUUAUGGUGCAUACAAACUGACCCUACGCAUCGACCAGCAAUGCAUAAAGUGGUGGAAAUGCUGGAAGGGAGUCUUCGAGUGCUGGAAAUACCACCCAAGCCCUUUCUGUCUUCUCCUUUAACAUCUUCAAUCCAUUUAUCAUCUGAAACAUCUUCAAUCCAUUUAUUAUCUGAAAUAUUGUAAUUUAUGUGGAUAUUAUGAUGCAAUGCAAGACUAUGUAACACUAGAAAAGAAUGUCAAGAUAAUCACAUAUAAAUAAAAUGUUAUGUAACUAAUAGAAUUGUAAUGUUGUAUCUUUUCUUAGGAUUUGAAAUUGAAUUCCAUCCUAACUAUUUUUAGCUUCUGAAAUUGAAA